AUGAGCUGGCCAUUGACAAUACGUCCGGCUCUGCGACGGCCUUGCAGUCCGGACUCCGAAAAACUCACCCAGCGCCUGACUGCUGCGCUCUUUGCCCUCCAACACCGGCGUUUCUCCGCUAGCCCUCCUCCAUGGAGCGAAGUGCAAAGGAAACCCCACUCCCCGCCGAAUCUGAUCACCUGCGUUCCGUGGUCCGCCCUCACCGUUGGAAUUCCGUUCGAAACCUUCCCAAACGAGCGUCGCAUUGCCCUAACCCCGCAGAAUGCUGCUCUGUUGCUAAAGAAGGGAUUCGCCCGAGUCCUGAUCGAGCGUGGUGCUGGAGCUCAAGCUCAGUUCACAGAUGAUGCAUACGAGAAGGCGGGUGCAACACUCGUGGAUAGGAAAGCUGUCUGGCAAGAUAGUGAUAUCUUGCUGAAAGUACGCCCUCCCUCACUCAAUGGCUGCUCCAACAAUGAGGUGGCUGCCCUCCGUGAGGGAAGCACCCUUAUUUCGUUUCUAUACCCGGCACAGAAUAAGGAAGUGGUGAAUGCGUUGGCUGCUCGCCAUGUAACUUCGUUUGCGAUGGAUAUGAUCCCUCGCAUAUCCCGCGCACAGGUGUUUGAUGCCCUUAGUUCUAUGGCAAAUAUUGCUGGAUAUAAAGCUAUCCUCGAGGCUUCGAACCAUUUUGGCCGGUUUCUCCCUGGUCAGGUUACAGCAGCUGGAAAGGUAAAAACUGUUCCUGUAAUCGUCGGAAUGACGCCGAUCCCUCCUGGCAAAGUUCUCGUUAUUGGAGCUGGCGUAGCUGGUCUAAGUGCUAUCGGUGCCGCCCGUCGUCUAGGAGCAAUUGUACGGGGUUUUGACACACGACCCGCUGCGCGCGAACAAGUACAGUCUCUUGGUGCUGAAUUCAUUGAAGUCAAUAUCCAGGAAGAUGGCACUGGUACUGGUGGCUACGCAAAGGAAAUGUCAAAGGAAUUCUUGGAGGCUGAAAUGAAGCUAUUCAUGGAACAGUGCAAAGAAGUAGACAUCGUGAUCACCACGGCCUUGAUUCCCGGACGCCCCGCCCCCAAGUUGAUCAAAAAGGAGAUGGUAGAAGCAAUGAAAACAGGCUCCGUGAUAGUCGAUCUAGCAGCUGAAGCUGGCGGAAAUUGCGAAUUGACUGUUUCCGGACAACUAUCUGUUCAUAAAGGCGUUACUAUUAUAGGCUAUACUGAUCUUCCCUCACGACUUCCAACACAAUCGUCAACCCUGUACUCCAAUAAUAUCACCAAAUUCCUUCUCUCUAUGGCCCCUGAGGAAAAGAAAUUCGGGAUAGACCCUACGGACGAGGUUGUUCGUGGCUCAAUUGUUACGCAAAAUGGCGAAAUCCUGCCUCCCGCGCCUCGAACCGGUCCCCCACCAGCUGCGGCUCCAAAUGCCGCUACGGUUGAGAUUUCCAAGGAGAGCGCUAUGCUAGCCAUGACCCCGUUUCAGAAAACCUCACGGGAAGUCGUCACCGUUACCGGUGGUAUGGGACUUGCGGUGCUGCUCGGGAAAAUCGCUGGUCCAGUGUUCAUGAGCAAUGUAUUUACCGCUGGACUUGCUUCGCUUAUUGGCUAUCGUGUGGUGUGGGGAGUUGUACCUGCGCUGCACUCCCCCCUGAUGAGUGUAACAAACGCCAUUUCAGGUAUGGUUGGUGUCGGUGGUUUGUUUGUCAUGGGAGGAGGGUUUGUUCCUGAAACCGUUCCCCAGGUUCUCGGCGCAUUGUCGGUCCUGUUGGCAUUUGUGAACGUUUCUGGUGGUUUCGUCAUCACCAAGCGAAUGUUGGAUAUGUUCAGACGCCCAACGGACCCCCCUGAAUAUCCCUGGCUAUAUGCAAUACCCGGUCUGUUGUUUGGUGGAGGCUUUAUCGUAGCUGCGACCACCGGUAUGGCUGGCCUUGUGCAAGCUGGGUAUCUUGUCAGUAGUAUCUUGUGUAUUAGUUCCCUUUCUGGUCUUGCAUCUCAAGCGACAGCUCGACGAGGCAACAUCUUAGGCAUACUAGGUGUAGCUUCUGGGAUGCUCUCAUCUCUAGCUGCAGUGGGCUUUUCGUCUGAGGUUCUUGCUCAGUUCAUCGGAGUUGCUGGGUUUGGAAGUAUUGUUGGUGCCCUGAUCGGUCGACGCAUUACGCCAACCGGAUUACCGCAAACUGUUGCAGCACUACACUCCGUUGUCGGAUUGGCUGCUGUUCUUACGAGCAUUGGAAGCGUUUUGGUAGAUGUUGGACAUAUUUCUACGUUACAUCUCAUCACCGCAUAUUUGGGGGUUGUUAUUGGUGGUGUUACGUUUACCGGUUCAAUCGUUGCUUUUCUCAAACUAGCGGGGCGCAUGUCUUCACGUGCUACGAUUCUCCCUGGGCGGCAUUUAAUCAACGCAUCCCUCCUUGGAGGAAAUGCUGCUUUGAUGGGCACAUUUGUCACCAUGGCUCCGGGCGCUCCUAUGACCGCUGCUCUGUGCUUGGGUGCUAGUACGAUUCUCAGCUUUUUGAAGGGUUAUACAACAACAGCUGCUAUCGGUGGCGCUGAUAUGCCCGUUGUAAUUACCGUUCUGAAUGCCUAUUCUGGAUUUGCAUUGGUUGCUGAAGGCUUUAUGCUUGACAACCCGUUGUUGACAACUGUCGGAUCUCUCAUUGGAGUUAGCGGUUCUAUUUUGUCGUAUAUUAUGUGUGUUGCCAUGAAUAGAUCUUUAACCAACGUGUUAUUUGGUGGGAUAUCUUCUCCAACUGCAUCGGAUCACAAAAUUGAAGGACAAAUUACCACAACGUCGAUCGAAGAGACUGCGGACUCCCUUGCUAAUGCGGAAAGUGUUAUAAUUGUUGUCGGCUAUGGCAUGGCUGUCGCAAAAGCCCAGUAUGCAAUUUCAGAAAUUACUCGAAUGCUCCGUGCCAAGGGAGUGAAAGUCAGAUUCGCAAUCCACCCGGUUGCUGGCAGAAUGCCAGGACAAUGUAAUGUCCUCCUGGCAGAAGCCUCUGUGCCAUACGAUAUCGUCUUGGAGAUGGAUGAGAUCAACGACGAUUUCCCUGAUACGGACGUUACACUGGUCAUCGGUGCCAACGAUACCGUCAACCCCAUUGCACUUGAACCAGGCUCUCCCAUCGCUGGCAUGCCCGUUUUGAACGUGUGGAAGAGCAAGGAAAUCAUCGUCAUGAAACGAGGCAUGGCCAGUGGAUACGCUGACGUACCGAAUCCCAUGUUCUACAUGCCUAACACGAGGAUGUUAUUCGGAGACGCAAAAGCUUCCUGCGAUGCGCUCGCUAUCAGCGACACUGUGGCCGAUCGCAAAGCCUCUGAAACAUCAAGGCAAGAUUGGCGCAUAACAAAACAAGGCACAGCAAAAAAGUGGAAUGAUAUCUGGUAA
Molecule: messenger RNA, 3354 nt
Organism: Paracoccidioides brasiliensis Pb18
Product: NAD(P)(+) transhydrogenase (AB-specific), alpha subunit
Exons: 19
Coding region: 1-3354 (1117 amino acids)
Biological process (GO): proton transmembrane transport; NADPH regeneration
Cellular component (GO): mitochondrial inner membrane
Molecular function (GO): NAD binding; NADP binding
Source: RefSeq, a predicted model, not a curated record